This is a messenger RNA of Pygoscelis adeliae (Adelie penguin), 906 nucleotides long. It is a transcript of the gene ERGIC3, whose product is annotated as ERGIC and golgi 3. Lineage: Eukaryota; Metazoa; Chordata; Aves; Sphenisciformes; Spheniscidae. The record is from RefSeq and is a predicted model, not a curated record. Gene Ontology annotation, cellular component: Golgi membrane; endoplasmic reticulum membrane; COPII-coated ER to Golgi transport vesicle. The transcript is spliced from 8 exons. Gene Ontology annotation, biological process: endoplasmic reticulum to Golgi vesicle-mediated transport; retrograde vesicle-mediated transport, Golgi to endoplasmic reticulum. The annotation marks the transcript as partial.
GUGUCCCUCCUGCAGAUGCAGCUGGCACAAGAUUGCUGUGCCAAGACCAGCCAGGAGCUGUCAGACCUUCACCACGAGCUGUCUUACUCCGUAACAGCUGCGGUCAGGGAGCCCAAAGCUGCUGUUCUGGAAGCAGAGACUCGGAAGCUGGUGCACGCUGUUGAGAUCCACGAUCUGCAGAGCUUCGGACUUGAUAAUAUCAAUGUGACGCACUAUAUCAAACAUCUCUCAUUUGGAAGGGAUUAUCCAGGCAUUGUGAACCCUCUGGAUGGGACGGACAUCACUGCACAGCAAGCUUCCAUGAUGUUUCAGUACUUUGUCAAAGUGGUCCCCACGGUGUAUAUGAAAGUAGAUGGUGAAGUGGUAAGGACUAACCAGUUUUCAGUUACGCGACGUGAGAAAAUAGCCAAUGGGCUACUAGGAGACCAGGGUCUGCCUGGUGUAUUUGUGCUAUAUGAACUUUUGCCCAUGAUGGUGAAGCUGACAGAGGAACACAGGUCCUUUACGCACUUUCUCACGGGAGUUUGUGCCAUCGUUGGAGGCAUAUUUACAGUUGCAGGAUUCAUUGACUCCUUGAUCUAUCACUCAGCACGUGCCAUCCAGAAGAAAAUUGAACUUGGGAAGACAACGUAAAUAAGCAACGACCUCACCCCACAAAAAAACUCUUAAGGAGAACUAAAAAGGUCUUUUGAAACACAAGUGAUCUUCGAGUGCACAAGAGAAGAGGUUUGGAAUUACCAGAUGGCCCUGACUGCUCUUAAGUUACUGUCCCAUCAUUCUUUGUUUGGCAUUAAUUUGUGAACCUUGCUGCUAUGAAGAUUAGCCAUCUUGUCUGGCUGUGCAGACCCUACUGUAAAAACCCUUUUGUGUCAGUCCAUGUUCAUCCAGUUCCGCCCCGUCCCCCCC